GGUUUAUCUCUCUCUCUCUCUCUCUCCUCCUCUCUCUCCCUCCGUUGCCUUUUGCUACGGCCCCUCAUUUUCUCAACACUUGGACAGAAGGAACUGAUACUGUGCCGGUGUGUGUGUGUGCUUGCUUCUUGUGUGUGUGUGUGUGUUUGUGUAUGUGUGCACGUGUAGUUUUGGGCGUCCUCACAACCCUCGAUCUCUCUGGACUGGACUGUACGUGAACAUGACUGACGGGACUUUCUAACGCGCUGCUCAUGCUGAAUGUUCACACUGCAGACUGAUGGAAUUUUCACCUCUGGGGACAUCAUAAAGACAGACAGACCGGACAACAGAUUUCAAACAGGUGCAGAGUCCUCGGUGGCAGUGUCGGCGUCGCGCGCGGCCUCGUAUCCCAUGGACCUACGGGUGGGAGAGCGGGGGAUGCGCCCUGGCUCGGACACGGCGCUUCUCACCCCGCUGCACCCGCCUUUACGCCUCAGCCCGUUCUCCCCUCAGCCUCGCACCUCCUUCUCCCAACAGCAACUGCAUCAGCACAUCCGGUUUAAUAUGGAGCAGAGGAGGCAGGAGCAGGAGCACCACGAGAAACAACAGGAGUUGCAGCAGCUGAAGCACAAAGACAAGAGUCAACAGAGUGCAGUGGCCAGUUCUGCCGUUAAACAGAAACUCCAGGAAGUAAUUCUUAAGAAACAGAAACAGGCGGCGCUGGAGAGAAACAACCCCAACACUCUGACUGCAGCUCCUGUAGCAUACAGAAAGCUGGGCCCAGACCCCAGUGCGCCCUCCCACACAGUCUUGUCUUCGCCACAGCCCUCUCCCGACCACUCAGGAGGGACACCGCUACGCCGAGCAGCGUCCGAGCCAAAUCUGAAGGUGAAACACAAGCUGAAGAAACACCUGAACACCCGCAAGAGCCCGCUCACCCGCAAAGAGAGCGCCCCGGCCACGGUCAAGCAUCGAGUACCGGACGCACUGGACUCGUCCCCCAGCAGCAGCAGCACGCCGGUCUCUGGUUGUAGUUCUCCUAAUGACAGUCUGCCCAAUGAGAAUGGGCUACUGCCAUCUGCAGGCGGCCUCUCGCAUGAGGCGCAGAGGCUGCUGCUGAGAGAUGGCACUCUAGCUAAUUUUACCAUCCAGAGUCCCUCCACGCUGCCCACCAUCACCCUGGGACUACCAGCCAACGCCAGGACCGAAGGGGAGCUGUCCUCUCUGAGAGUCAGCAGGAUGCCCGUGCUUACAGCCGGGGGCUCGCAGGUCUUCCUCCCCCUGAGCAGAGAGGACCAGGUUGGGCAGUUAAACCCUCACCUGCCUGUCAUCAUCCUGGAACCGUCUGGACUGGUACACACUCCGCUACUCACUGUUUCAGGCCUGGACCCCGUCCAGCUACAGUUUUCCCCCCAGUUAGACCACCUCACCCCUGGAGGGGCACAUCCUCACAAGCCCCUGAGCAGGACACGCUCUGAGCCCCUCCCCCAGAGCCCGCGGACCCUUCACACACAUCUCCUCCAUCAGCAGCACAACACGCAACUACUUGAGAGGCUCAAACAGCAAACUCACCUGGGCAAGCUGAUGUCUAAGUCGAGCGAGAAGCCCAGACUGCACCAGAUCCCCUCUGAGGACAUGGACUCGGAGGACGGCGGCGGCACGUCUCCCACAGAGCCAACAUACCAGAGCAGAGUGAGGGCGGAGGCACUGAGGGAGGCGGAGCCAACGGCAUCCAAGAACCACGAAGAGCAACUUAACCUGCAACAUGCGCUCAUACUCAACCAGUCGUUGCUAUGGGAACAGCAGAAGCAGCUGCAGCAGCUGCAUCGACAAAUGGAGACCCUGGCAGUACCCAUGUUGCGGGGUGGCGGUGGGGUUGGCAGUGGGCUGGGAGGCCAUCGGCCCCUGUCUCGUACACAGUCAUCCCCAGCCUCCACCUCUCUUAUUCUGCCUGAGAAGCCCCUGACCCUGGCCGCACAGGAUAGCAGCAGCAAACCACGCUUCACCACUGGCCUGGUGUAUGAUUCUCAGAUGCUGAGGCACCAGUGUACAUGUGGAGACAACAGCAGUCACCCAGAGCACGCCGGGAGGAUACAGAGCAUCUGGUCCAGGCUACAGGAGAGAGGCCUGAGGGGACAGUGUGAGACUAUCCGAGGUCGCAAAGCCACGAUGGAGGAGCUGCAGUCGGUCCACACCGAGCGCCAUGUGUUGCUCUACGGCACCAACCCGCUCAACAGACUCAAACUGGAUAACCGCAAACUGGCCGGGAUCCUGUCUCAAAGGAUGUUUGUGAUGUUACCAUGUGGGGGCGUGGGGGUGGAUAAUGACACCAUCUGGAAUGAGUCGCACACUUCCACGGCAUCGCGCAUGGCGGCGGGCAGCGUGGUGGAGCUGGCCUGCAGAGUGGCCAAAGGAGAGCUGAAGAAUGGCUUUGCUGUGGUCAGGCCGCCAGGGCAUCACGCGGACCCCUCUAAUCCAAUGGGUUUCUGUUACUUUAAUUCUGUGGCCAUAGCUGCCAAGAAGCUCCAACACAGGCUCAGCGUCAGCAAGAUCCUGAUUGUUGACUGGGAUGUUCACCAUGGCAACGGCACCCAGGAAGUUUUCUACAGCGACCCCAGCGUUCUCUACAUCUCGCUCCAUCGCUAUGACGACGGAAACUUCUUCCCUGGCAGUGGGUCGCCAGCUGAGGUUGGUUCUGGAGCAGGCGAGGGCUUCAACGUGAACGUGGCGUGGACGGGAGGACUGGACCCGCCCAUGGGGGACGCUGAGUACCUUGCUGCAUUCAGGUCCGUGGUGAUGCCCAUCGCACAGGAGUUCUCUCCGGACUUUGUGCUGGUGUCGGCCGGGUUCGAUGCCGCCGAGGGAAACCCCGCUCUCCUCGGGGGGUACAAGGUCUCCGCCAAAUGUUUCAGUCACAUGACCCGCGAGCUGAUGUCUCUAGCAGGGGGUCGUCUGGUUUUGUCUCUGGAGGGAGGUCAUGACCUCACCGCUAUCUGCGAUGCAUCUGAGGCCUGCGUCGGUGCACUCCUGGACACACAGGACCCACUGCCAGAAGAAGUCCUGCUCCAGAAGCCCAACGCUAAUGCUGUCCGCUCACUGCAGGCCGUCAUACAGAUACAAAGUCAGUACUGGCCGAGUGUGAAGGCCCACAGCGGAUCAGUAGGUCUGUCCUGUCUGUCCGCGCAGAGACGAGACUGUGAGGAGGCCGACGCCGUGGACGCUCUGGCCUCGCUCUCCGUGGGAGUCCAGAGCCUCCCCGACGAGCCGAUGGAGCAUGACAGCCACUCCAUGUAGAAGAAUCCGACCAAUGGCUUCACCUUCUAGGAUUUGUACCGCACCCGUAGCCUUAAAUCUCCUGCAUUUUUAGACAACCCAUGAGGGGGGGGGGGGGGGCGGUUUGUAAUUCCGCUGAGGCCCACUCGUCCGCCUUUUUCACACUCAUUCAAAUGAACCGACACACAAUGCUGAGCCUCAGACCUGCAGCACGAGCACGUCAGUGCUGGUUACCACUCACCUGCAGCUUGGAGACCUUCUGAAGCCUCACCGAAGAGCAGCACCAGAAGAUCUUUCAUACCUUUUAUGUGUCCGGCGGCACAGCUGUGACCUCAGAGCAGGGGACACGCAUGAUUCAGUCCAGCUCUAAACUCUUUUGAAGCUCGAUUUUGUGGCCUUAAGUCUACCUUAAUGUAAGGACCAAUCGGUUUCAGACACCGUAAAUCCCUGUUUCCGGCACACGGCGGAAUGAACCGAUAUCCGGGGGCACCGUGUUUGCAUAGAAGAAGAAGGAGCAACAUCCGAAAAGAAUACGAAAAAUUAGACACAGAGAUCGUCUGCUUUAAUGGUGUCAUUACAUGCAAUUCAACCACUAAAAGAAAACAAAGAACUCGAGGGAAAGAGAGAAAAAUGAAUACACGAAAAGGACAACUGUGGUUUUGUAGAAACAAAGGAAAAGGCAAACGUCCUUGUUGUUUUAUUGCACUGUUCAUUCCGUAAUGUGAACCACACGAAAAUCAAAAGCUCUGGUAUAUAAAAAAAAGAAAACUCCUCUCUGCAGGAUUUAAUUCCUUCUUCUUUUUGAAGAUCUGGAUGAAAUUGCGUCUGGUAUAUUUUUCCCUAAUCUUCAUCUAAGAUGUCUCAUGAAGUCUCUGACUCACUUUCAGUCGCAUUUCUUAUGAAGUUUAUCAAAAAGUUUUAUGAGCAGGAACAUUUGUUCACCGCUGUCCAGUGUCUUAGAUGCACACACACACACACCCAUACACAUGUACAAAGCAAUGAUGAACUGUUGAUGUACCACUAGUAUUAAAUACUGUAUGAUAUUGUUUAUAUUUGAGACUAAAGGAGCGUUCAUUCCACUGUGGCACCACUGAGGACCAUUGUAUUGUUCUGGUAGCAAUAAUGUUAAUGCACUUAAUGGACAUCACCCAAAGAAAAACUGCCUUUAAACAGCCUGCACUUGGCUACGGGACUGAGGACAAGGGACGAAUUCUGAAGUUAUGGAGUAGCAUCACGGUGACUCCACUUUUAAAAGGCAACCUUUGAAGCUGUGGAUUUAGGUGAAGAUCACACAUGCAGACCUUCGUGUGCUGUUUAUUUUGAUGAUCAACCUGGUUUGAAUGUUUUCCUCAACCACUUUUGGAGUUCCAGGCCUUAUCGCAGUGUAAUUAAGGAAACUAAUGCCUUGUGUUUUUUGUUAGGAGGUGAACUCUGAGUCGUCUUUUUUCUUCUUUUUUUUUCCCCACAUGACACUUGUCUCUGCACCUCGUCCUAUCGUGCUUUAAUCAAGCUGGUCAUGGCCUCGCUUAGUAUGUUGAUCCCCUUGAUGUACGCUGACGUUUGAAGUAGAGGUCGCGUUGAAGAAUCUGCUGUCGGGCCACGUAAAGGGCAUGCAUUCCAAAAGUGAAAACAAAAUAUUGUAGUUUGGAUGUUUUUGUUGAAAUCUCUUUUUUAUGUACACUCGGAUGGGCCAGUUCAAGAACAUUUGACGGCCAAUACUUAUGUUUUUAAAUCAGAGUUGCAGAUAGCCGAGUCUUAAUAAUAAAAUAUGACAAAGUUGCGGCCAAAGAAAACAGUUUUCUUCUUUAGUUAUAGAGGUUUUUUUUUUUUUUUACAAGCUUCCAAAACUGAAUCCAAACACUAAAACUGUGACAAAUGACAUUCAUGUUUGACCACUUGACACAGCCUCGCUUUGAAAAUGUUGCCUUUGAGUUUUUACACCCAGGAGGGAACUUGAAGCAGCACAAUUGGAUUUUCAACUCUCGUUGGGAAAUAUUUGACUUUCUGUGUAAAUGUAGCUUUGCAAAAAAGUGAAAAUGCAAACAAGCCGUCUCCACAGCGGGUGUGAUGAGACUGGUUGAAGGAAGGGUUACCAUUUAUUUUCAUCCAAGUAGGAAACUGUGCUCAGUUUGCUUUAGUUGAACCCUGGGCAUCAUCUGCCCAACAGAAGGCCUUGUAUAUUAAGCCAAAUGACAGUCGAGCUAGAGACUUUGCCUUUGCAGGAGUCCCACUGCUGUUGUACUACUGCCUCAUUCCAGUGGGAAUCAUUUGGAAAAUGUUAGAUUAGCGUUCUGUAAUCGGUGUAACUGAAAAGCGUGUCUCGCUUUCGCUGUUGUAAAUAGUGUUGCUAGUGACGGCGUUGCAACAAUAUGCCAGCGUGCCCAUCGGGUGCACCCGUUGUCUACGGAGUCCAUGUCCGCGGUGUCCAAUGUGUCAAGGAGCGCGCGUGUGCGAGAGGCGACUGCGUUCUCCCCGCAUAUGUAACGUGUGUUGUGUGCGUGCGUUUAAAAGCGUUGGUCUGUGUAUUUGUUGGCCCGUCAAAUACUGUAAAUGAGCUGUUAUAUUCCAGUGGCUGUUCUAACGUCUUAUGGAGAGGCCAGUAUUGCCUCAACUCUUAAUUCCCACAGUUACCGAUGUCAAAUGUAACUUCUUCUUAAAGAAAGACUCUGUAAAUAUGAACUCCAUGACCAAAGUGCACGUGUCACACAUGUGCCUUGAUACAUUCAGCAGUAGUAUCUGUAUUGGUAACUCUUAACUAACUGGACUUACAGUAACUAUGUGGUAUCUAUUAAUGUGACUUUGACAUCUUUCUUUUCAUGUCUAUCUUUAUUAUUUACCUGUCUGUUUUAUUUUUCUUCACAUUUCCUACCACGUGUAUGUAUAGAAAGAUUGUCCAUUUUGUACUGUUAUUUUUGUCCUUUCCUCUUGAUUAAAAUGGUCAUUUCCAG
Molecule: messenger RNA, 6200 nt
Organism: Gasterosteus aculeatus aculeatus (three-spined stickleback)
Lineage: Eukaryota; Metazoa; Chordata; Actinopteri; Perciformes; Gasterosteidae
Gene: hdac7a
Product: histone deacetylase 7a
Biological process (GO): negative regulation of transcription by RNA polymerase II
Molecular function (GO): histone deacetylase activity
Source: RefSeq, a predicted model, not a curated record